This is a messenger RNA of Esox lucius (northern pike), 3064 nucleotides long. RefSeq names its product serrate RNA effector molecule homolog (Arabidopsis) (gene srrt). Bases 129 to 2795 code for a protein of 888 amino acids. Gene Ontology annotation, cellular component: nuclear body. Gene Ontology annotation, biological process: mRNA processing; primary miRNA processing. The record is from RefSeq and is a predicted model, not a curated record. The transcript has 20 exons. NCBI's taxonomy places the organism in Eukaryota, Metazoa, Chordata, Actinopteri, Esociformes, Esocidae.
UACCAAAUGCUGCCCCGGAACAACUUCUAAAGUACUAAAUCUGUUACCUGGAAGGGUUUCUCAUUCUAACCUUUUCACAGCAGUGUAACCGAUAACAGGUUUUUCUGAAAGUAAUCCAUUAAGAGGUGAUGGCGGACAGUGAUGAUGAAUAUGAUCGCAGAAGGAGAGACAAGUUCCGUCGUGAGAGGAGUGACAACUACGACCGCUCCAGAGAGAGAGAGGACAGGCGCAGGGAUGACUGGAAUGAUCGGCGCCCAUCUGCCAGAGAGUGGGACCGGGGCAGGGAGCGACGCAGCCGGGGGGAUUAUCGUGACUACGACCGGGGACGCAGGGAGAGGUUCUCCCCACCCAGGCACGACAUGAGUCCCCAACAGAAACGCAUGAGGAGAGACUGGGAUGAUCAUGGAGGAGAUCCUUACCAUGGGGGCUUUGACUUAGGCUAUGGUGGUGGUGGAGGCCCCAGUUAUGCCCCUCCACAGCCUUGGGGCCACCCUGACCUACACCUCAUGCAGCCUCACCAUGGCAUUCCCAUCCAGGCAAGACUAGGUAACAUCCAUGAUAUGGAUUUGGGCUUGCCCCCUCCAGUGAUGAAGAGCUUUAAGGAGUUCCUGCUGUCCCUGGAUGACUCGGUGGAUGAGACCGAGGCAGUCAAACGUUAUAAUGAGUACAAGAUAGACUUCCGACGGCAGCAGAUGCAGGACUUCUUCCUUGCUCACAAAGAUGAAGAGUGGUUCAGAUCCAAGUACCACCCGGAUGAGACAGGCCGGCGGAAGGCUGAAGCCCACAGUGCCCUACAGAACCGGCUGAAUGUUUACAUGUUCUUGUUGGAGAAUGGGUGGUUUGACAAUGUCUCCCUGGACAUGGAGAGAGCCCAAGCCAUCAUUAAGGUCUUGGAUGCAGCGGUGAUUAAGAUGGAGGGAGGGACUGAUCAUGACCUGCGGAUUCUGGAGCUACCUUCCGAGGAGGAAGAGGAUGGAGAAAGGGCAUACAGGGUGGCAUCAGGGGGUCUUGGAACUGAGCCCCCCAAAAAAGAGGAGCCCAUGAAUAAGCAUGGGGACAAUGACUGCAAACCACCUGCAGACAUUGAGCAGGAAGAGAAGGGGGAGAAGGAUGCCUGCAACACAGAGAAGGAUGGAAACAGUGGUGGGGAGGGAACAGGAGGGAGUGAAGGAGAGGACAAAGAGGGAAAGGGCCAAACGGUUGUGUCUGAACCUAAGAAGCUAAGCAAAAAGAGGAAAAGGAAGCACAGUGGAGACAGCGAAGAUGACCCCAGUGCCUCAGAGAGUGACUCAGACCUGGACUCCAACUCCCAUCAUUCCUCUGACAAACCUGCAGAGAGGGAGGAAGGUGAAGAAAAGGAUGAUGAGGAAGGGGAGGACAAGGACGAAGAGGAGGAAGAAGAGGGUGAAGCUGAUGGGAAAAAAAGCAAAGAGGAGAAACCAAAGGAGAGAGAGAGGGAGAAAGAAGAGGAGAAGAAACCCAAGGAGGACCAGCCCCCUAGACCCCGGCCUCUCCACAGGACCUGUUCUCUAUUCAUGAGGACCAUCGCCCCCACCAUCACCAAGGCCGAAAUCAUAGCUCUUUGCCGGAGAUACCCUGGGUUUAUGCGAGUAUGCUUGUCUGAUCCCCAACCAGAGCGCAGGUUCUUCCGUCGCUGCUGGGUGACGUUCAACCGUAGUGUCAACAUCAAGGAGACCUGCUGGAACCUCCAGAACAUCAGACUGCGAGACUGUGAGCUGGCCCCAGUGGUGAACAGAGACCUGGCUCGGAGGGUUCGUAACGUCAGCGGCAUCACUCAGCACAAACCGGUGCUGCGCAACGACAUCAAGCUGUCAGCCAAACUCAUCCACUCCCUGGACGACAGGGGACGUCUGUGGAGCAACAAGGCCCGCGGAGAUGCAGGGUCCGCUAUGGAGGUUGCAACUCAAAACCCGAUCCUGAAGAACAUCACUGACUACCUGAUAGAAGAGGUGAGCGCUGAGGAGGAGGAGCUGCUGGGGAGCAUGGGAGGAGCUGACACAGAGGAAGGCACCAAGGAGGGCAACCCGGCCGAGAUCACGGUGGAGAGAGACGACAAACUGGUCAAGGUGUUGGACCGUCUCCUGUUCUACUUGCGUAUUGUCCAUUCCAUCGACUACUACAACAAUUGCGAGUACCCCAGCGAGGAUGAGAUGCCCAACCGCUGCGGCAUGAUCCAUGUGCGUGGGCCCAUUCCCCCCAACCGCAUCACACACGGGGAAGUGUUGGAGUGGCAGAAGACAUUUGAGGAGAGGCUGAGCCCACUGUUUACCAUGAAAGAGAAGCUCUCUGAGGACGAAGCAAUCAAGAUGGGACGGAAGGAUCCUGAGCAGGAGGUGGAGAAGUUUGUGUCAGCCAACACCCAGGAGCUGGGCAAGGAUAAGUGGCUCUGCCCUCUCAGUGGCAAGAAAUUCAAGGGCCCAGAGUUUGUGCGGAAGCACAUCCUGAACAAACAUGGUGAUAAAAUUGAGGAAGUGAAGAAAGAGGUGAUGUUUUUCAACAACUUCCUUAUGGAUGCCAAGCGACCUUCUCUCCCAGAGAUCAAGCCUCCUCCUCCAAUUGGUCCAGGACAAGUUCUCUCUCCAGGCAUGCCCUUCCCUCCCCAGGCUCCCCAGGGCCUAAUGGGCUUCGGGCCUGGCCAGCCUCGUCCUCCUGUCAUGGGAUACGGAGGUGGACCUCCUUACCCACCAAACCAGUACGGUGGCGGCCGGGGUAACUAUGACAACUUCCGUGGACAGGGUGGUGGCUACCCUGGUAAACCCCGCAACAACAGGUGAGCCAAUGAAUGUCCCGCGGAGAUCCACGAAACAUCAUUGAAUACCGUGACCUGGAUGCGCCUGAGGACAUGGACUUUUUUUAGACUACCAUUUAAUUAUUUCAAUCUCUUUUGCUUCUAAUCAAUGUGUAGUUUCCCUUUCUCAUCCCCAUAUGUUAAGUGUUGUUGUUAUUUUAAUUUUUUUUGGGAUGUCUGCAGGGCAAAGGCCUAAUACAAUUGGAAUAAACUUGAAUUGUAAAAAAAAUUAAAAUCAUAAAUGUGGAGACAUUG